CUUAUGAAUUGACAGAUUCACUGUCAGUUAGUUUGUUAUGCUUUCUACGUUUACCAAACCAAGUUUCUGUUCAUUUUUUAUCGAAUAAAAUUUUAUUUUGAUGUAGGACAGGAAAGAAAACGUGAAUAUAUAUUCUCCUUGUAAACAAAAUAAUAAUAAUAAUAAACUUAAAUAUAUAACAUCAACGAUUAUAAUAAUAGUAGUAUUUGUAGAAGACAUUAAAGAAACUUUAAAAUGGAUUAUAUCAUUACUGAAUUAUUUAUCAUUUUUAACAAAUGAUGCCUAAUAUUGAACAUUAUAAUGAAGAUGAAUGAAAAUGGAUCUUAUUUAUUAUAGUAAAAUUAAAUUAAUAUACAGUUUAAUAAUUUCAUAAUACUACUCAUCAUUUCUAAUCAUUAGUAGUAUAUGUUUUUCAUUAAAAUAAUUAAAUAUUUUGAUUAUUAUACAGAAUUAAAUUAUUCAUUAUACAUAAUAAUUUAAUAUAUGUACUUAAGACCAUUAGAUAUUUAUUUUAUUAUUAUUAUUAUUACAUACCGAAAUAUUCGAUUGUAUAAAUUAUCACAGACCAAAUUUUUAAACUCAAAUAUUUACGUAGUGGGUCAGCUGCCAGGCUUGCUGGUUGGGAACAAAUCAGUACGAGUGAAGAAGAUUUAGAAGAAGGUAAAAAAAAGAAAAAUAAUGAAGUUCAUCCAAAACAAAAGAUUUCAAUUAUUCAUAAUACAGAAUCAAAUGCUGAUACUAUUGAAGAAACAACACCUAUUAUAUUACAUAAAUGUAAAUCAAUUUGUAAAGCAAAAAUUAGUAAUAUUAAUGAAAUUAAUAUCAAAUCACUUAUUAAUCAAAAUGAAUUAUUACGUCAAGAUGAUGCAAAUUUAUUAAAAUUUGUAAAUAAAGAAGAAAUAAAUGAGAAAAAAUCAACAAGAUCAACAUGUAUACAUGAUCAUCAUGUGAAAUUUUCACGUUCACGUAUAAAAUUUUUUCCAUCACUUAUAACAUCAUCAACAUCACCAACAGUAUCAUCAUCUUCAGCAUCAUCAACAACAUUAAAAUUAAUAAUUUCAUCGAAAAAAUCGUCUUCAUUAAAUAAACUCAGUGAAUGUAUACCAUUGAAAAAUAUUUUUGAUUUACAAUCUUAUUCAUCUAUUCCAACAUUGAAAUCAACCAAUGGACCUAACACUGUUUCAUGUAAUAUUAAUUGUAACGUUAUUAAGACUACUAACACAAACAAUAAUCUAUCUAAUAGUACCUUGAUUUAUGAAGUGAAACCAUCAUCCUCUGUAGAAUAUUCUGAUCAUAUACUACGUGUUCCAGUACUUGGUAGUCGUCAGUCUGGUAAAACUACAUUAAUUAAACAAUUUAUUCAUUGUAUUGAUCCUGGAAAUCCUCUUCCUACUUGUAAACAUCCAGAAUAUUACGAUCCAAUGAUAUCAUUCAAUGAUCGUAUUUAUUAUGUACGUUUAAUAGAUUGUCCACCAAUUGAUAAAAAAUUUCCAACUAAUUCUAUUGAGGAAUGGGAGAAUUAUCGUGGUUGGGGUUUAAGAAAUGCUUCAGCAUUUAUUUUAGUUUUUGAUGUUAAUUCAGAAUCAUCAUUUCAACAUAUACGUCAUUUACGUGAUCAAAUUGUUAGUGAAUUUAAUGAUGUACCAUUAUUAUUAGUUGCAAAUAAAAUUGAUUUAUUACAACAAAUUACAAAUGGAUUUAAUUCAAAUAAUAUUAUACCAUCAUUUUAUUCAACAUCUUCUACAUCAUCUUCAGCAAUCACUAUGCCAAUACAAGGACAAUUACAAAUGGUUCAUUUAAAUAAUCCUAAUUAUCGAUUUAAUAUACGUCGUGAUAUAAAUAUGAUUAUUAAAAAACAAUGGAAACGUACUAUACUUGUUGAAUGUUCUGCUAAAUACAAUUGGCAUGUCAUGAAUGUUUUCAGAGAGUUAAUGCGUAUUUUAGAGAAUAGAGAACAGGCACAUAAGCCUACUGCAGCUAGAGCAGUACAAAAUGCAUUAAGAAAUAAUCAAUGUUCAAUAAUGUGAUUCUUGUGUUUUUUUUUCACUCCUUAUCCUUAAAUGUAUAAAUGAUAACAGAAAUAAGGCACAUAAAUAAAAAUAUACUUACUACAACAACGACAAUUAUGCUAAUGAUUUGAUUAUUUUUUGUAACACUGUUGAUGAUGAUGAUGAUGAUGAUGAUGAUGAUGAUGUAAUCAAUUAAAAACUCAUGUUCAUGUGAAAAGGCUAGUUCUAGAUAUUUUGAGUUAUUUUUCAGUUUUAUUUCUGCUUCUAUUUCUUUUGUUAAGUGUUUUUUUAAUUCUUCAACUUUUUCCCCCUACCUUCAUUCACUUAUGAUUAACUUUAUUGAAUUAGACAAGAUAUUCCAUGCAUUAUAAUGGAUGGAUUAUAGCAACUUAUUAUAUAUAUACAUAAGAUUUAUUCACUAUAAACUUAUCAAUUAAAGAAAAUGAAAUGGAACAAAAUAUUCUGAAAAAUAUUACUCACAUUAAUCCAGAGGGUAUCAUUAUACUCUGACGGACAAUGAAUGCAGGUGGUAAAGGCGGGAAGUCUCGUGCUAAGGUCAAAACCCGAUCAGCCCGUGCUGGUGUGCAGUUCCCAGUUGGUCGUGUCCAUUGCCUCCUUCGUAAGGGUGACUACACAGAACGUGUUGGAGCUGGCAGCUGUCCUCGAAUACAUAACGGCUGAAGUUUUCGAGUUGGUUGGCAAUGCUGCUCGUGACAGCGUGGUUGAGGAUUAUAUAAACAAGAAAUUUAUACUUGAUCGACAGGCUUUUUUCCGAUUAACAAAUGUAAAUAAAAGCAACAAUGAGCAACAAAUGUAACUAGAUAAUUUGACCUUAUCUAUUUUAUGAACCCUCUUUAGCUGUUUACAGCCUAAACACAACAGUUUUAUUUAUUUUAAAACAAAAUGAUGUGCAUGCC
Schistosoma haematobium is the source of this 2926-nucleotide messenger RNA. RefSeq names its product Ras-like, 10, member (gene RASL10B). Lineage: Eukaryota; Metazoa; Platyhelminthes; Trematoda; Strigeidida; Schistosomatidae. Gene Ontology annotation, molecular function: GTPase activity; GTP binding. The record is from RefSeq and is a predicted model, not a curated record. The transcript has 2 exons. Bases 1422 to 2027 code for a protein of 201 amino acids.